This is a messenger RNA of Penicilliopsis zonata CBS 506.65, 3193 nucleotides long. RefSeq lists its product as hypothetical. Gene Ontology annotation, molecular function: oxidoreductase activity; molybdenum ion binding. The record is from RefSeq and is a predicted model, not a curated record. The transcript has 5 exons. Lineage: Eukaryota; Fungi; Ascomycota; Eurotiomycetes; Eurotiales; Aspergillaceae. Bases 140 to 3145 code for a protein of 1001 amino acids.
UGCGUCACCCCAUUCGUCACUAUGACAAAAUAAUGUGCUUCCUAUAUACGAUUUGCAUUUGAACAUACUAGUACUCUUAUCACAAAAACCAUUUUUUCAUUCAACUCAUUUGCAAGUAUACCACCUAGAAACUUUGAGGAUGUUCCCCUUUCAACAGGUCACCGUCCGCGAUUUCCCCGGCUGCACAGCCGAGGAGAUCGACCGCGAGCCCGACUGGACGCAUUCGCUGAGCCACCGGAUCGGCCUGCGCGGCCGUGACGACCGGUUCAUGGGCUUCACCAACUCUGGAGAGGCAUGGCGGUAUGAUAUCGACCGUGAUGCGGAGAAGAAGCUACGAGAACUGAGGCAAAAGGCAGAGAGCGGCGCUCUCUUGACAGUCCGCGACUUUAUGGAGAAGCAGGAGAAAUACUAUCUGCUCCGCCCCGACGUGCACCCCCGGGACAGCAGAUUCAUGCUCAACACCACCGAGGGUUUCAUCAAAGACGGCCAGCCCUGGCCGGCGAACAAACAGAAACAGCGCGAGCAGAAGCGCGACCAAACCGACAAGCCCGCGGAAACAGUGCAGGAAACAGUGCAGGGUGAAGGACCCGCGGCUCACGGGAUGUUUGACAAGGGGAAGAACGGGCUGACGCCCGCCCAGCGCUCGCUGGUGCAGCUCCUCGUCGAGGAGGGCCAGUACAUCACCUCUCUGGAGAACAACGAUGGCCACGGCUUCUCGCCUGUUCUCGACGUCGUGGAUCUACACAUCCUCGAGGUGUUCCAGUUCACCCCAGACAACUGGGUGCCCCGGUACGCGCAUCUGGCGCGACUGACGGGCAAACACCCGCUCAACGCCGAGAUCGACCCGACCACGCUGUUUGAGGCCGGAUUGAUCACCCCGUCGGGACUGCAUUAUGUGCGGAACCACGGCGCGGUCCCCGCGCUACAGUGGGAGACGCACAAGCUGGAGGUGCGUGCGGGCUCCUGCCUGCGGCUAUCGAUGGACGAGCUCAAGGACCGCUUCUCGCCGGUGAAUAUUCCCGUGCUGCUCGGAUGUGUGGGCAACCGGCGCAAGGAACUAAACAUGCUCAAACGUACCAAGGGGGCCAACUUCACCACAUGUGCCGUGGGCUGUGCGUACUGGAAGGGAGCUCUGCUGCGCGAUGUGCUCCUGGCUGCGGACGUGGCACAGUUGACGGCGCAGCGACCCAACGCCCGGCUGCACGUCAACUUCGAAGGCAUGGACGAACCUACCGAGGGCCGCUACGCGACCAGUCUUGUGUUGGACACGGUCAUGGACGAAGCCAACGAUCUGCUGCUCGCCUACGAGAUGAACGACGGGCCCCUCUCGCCGGACCACGGAUACCCCCUUCGUCUGAUUGCCCCGGGGUUUGUCGCCGCGCGCAGCAUCAAAUGGCUGACGAGGAUCUGGGUGUCUGACCGCGAGAACGACAGCCAACAUCACAUCUACGACAACCGGGUGAUCCCCGGUUUCAUCACGGAGAUGGACUCGCGCUUCGCCGACGCCAUGUUCCGCCACCCGAGCACCAUCUGCAUGGAACAGGCGCUCAACUCGGUCAUCAUGCGUCCCGCGCAUGGCGAGAGGCUGGCCUACGCCGACCCCAUGACCGACCGUCUCUAUCGGAUCCAGGGGUAUGCGUACAGCGGCGGCGGCAAUGCCAUUGCGCGCAUCGAGGCCACUCUCGACGGCGGCGCCAACUGGCUCUACUGCGUCAGGAAGUACCCGCAAGCACCCAUCCGGCACGGCCGCAAGUUCUGGACCUGGCUGCACUGGCACGUCGACGUGGAUGUCAAUCAUCUGCAGCAGGCAGAAGCUAUCUCGGUGCGCUGCGUGGAUGUGUUUAUGAACACGCAGCCGGAGAAGCCUGUCUGGAACUUACUAGGAAUGAUGAACAACUGCUGGUACACAGUCAAACCAGAAAAGAAAGACUCGAAUCUACUCUUCCGGCAUCCCUGCGAACCCGGCACCGGCACAGAAGGCUGGAUGAAACCGGCGCCCAACAACCACGGCGAUCACCAAAUGCCCCCCGGGAUGGCCGCCAAGCAGUUCACGCGCGAGGAGAUCGAGAAACACUUCACGGAGGAUGACUGCUGGAUUGUGGUGAAUGAGACCGUGUACGAUGUGACGAGCGUGCUGGCGUGGCAUCCGGGGGGGAAGGCGACCAUCAUGGCCCACGCAGGGAGAGUGCACCAGGAUACCACGCUGGAUUUUGACAGCGUGCAUGAUGACUAUGCGUAUGGCAAGCUGGGUGAAUGCGCCAUCGGGUCUGUCACGGCGAAAGGGAUGGACUUUAUUCGACGAGAAGCACGGCUCAAAGCUGAACAGAGCGCAGAGGAAGAAAAGCUAGAUGUCGACAUGGGGUUGACAAGGAGCAGAUACUCGCAAGCAAAGCUGGUCCGCAAGAAACGCCUUUCGGAAGACCACACACGAUAUACCUUCCGACUGCCCUCGAGCGGCAAGAGAUUUGGCCUCGAAGUCGGCCAGCAUGUCCAGGUGGGCUUCCACUUCGCUGACCGCACUGUGCUCCGCCCCUUCACGCCCAUCCGCCCGUUGUUCCCGGACGAGUACGACGGCACGUUCGAUCUGGUGAUCAAGACGCAUUUCGCGGACAACAACCAGCCCGGCGGCACGUUGACCACCAUUCUCGACCAGAUGAUCGAGGGCGAUUGCAUAGAGGUCAAGGGGCCAUCGGGUGCGAUCCGCUACCGCGACCAUGGCAAGUUCCGGAUCGACGAGACGGACUACACGUUCAAAAAGGUGACUUUUAUCGUGGGCGGCACGGGCAUCACGCCGGCAUACCAGGUGCUGGCUCACAUGCUGUUAACCCCGGAUGACGAGACGAAGAUCCGUCUGGUGGACGCCAACAAGGCUGAAGAAGAUAUUUUGAUGCGCGACGAGAUGGAUCAGUUGCAGGCAACCUACCCGGACAAGUUUCAGGUCGUGCAUGUCCUGUCUCGGCCGUCGAAGACCUGGCAGGGCGAAAGAGGCCGCAUCGAUAAGGAGAGACUGCAGAAGUAUUCGUUUGCCCCGGGUGACGACUCGGCCGUGUUUGUCUGUGGGCCGCCGCCGUUGAUCGAGAAGACUAUCGUGCCUGUAAUGGUGGAGUGGGGGUAUCGUCAUGAUACCAAUUUUUUUGGAUUCUGAUAUCGUUAAUGUUAGUGGUAAUAUCAGUGUCAGCGUAGUGUCACUGUG